Messenger RNA from Triticum dicoccoides, 991 nucleotides. RefSeq lists its product as uncharacterized. The record is from RefSeq and is a predicted model, not a curated record. NCBI's taxonomy places the organism in Eukaryota, Viridiplantae, Streptophyta, Magnoliopsida, Poales, Poaceae. Bases 153 to 710 code for a protein of 185 amino acids. The transcript has 2 exons.
CCGGCUGAGUCCUUUUUCCCUUAUCUCUUCGCCACGUGAGGCUUUCAUGUCGUUUGCUGGCCCACGUGCCUGGUGCCCAUCACACACGCGUGACGGAAGGAACAGCGCUCGGCCCCAACCUCCUCUUCUCCCAUGGCGCCAGAUCCAUAGCCAUGGCCGCGCUCCUCCCCUUCUUCAUCGUCGUGGCGCCGGGGAAGCUUCAACGGUGGACGGCGGGGACGCAUGGCCCCAAGAUGCUGCGACCAGCGCAAGAUUUUGGAACUGGCUCGGCCUCGAGCUGCAACCGGCUCGGCCAGAGCUGCAUUCGGCGUGGGGCGGUGCUGGAACCGGCUCGGCCUCGAGCUGCAACCGGCUCGGCCAGAGCUGCAUCCGGCGUGGGGCGGUGCUGGAACCGGCUCGGACUCGAGCUGCAACCGGCUCGGCCAGAGCUGCAUCCGGCGUGGGGCGGUGCUGGAACCGGCUCGGUCUCGAGCUGCAACCGGCUCGGCCAGAGCUGCAUCCGGCGUGGGGCGGUGCUGGAACCGGCUCGGCCUCGAGCUGCAACCGGCUCGGCCAGAGCUGCAUCUGGCGUGGGGCGGUGCCGGAACCGGCUCGGCCUCGAGCUGCAACCGGCUCGGCCAGAGCUGCAUCCGGCGUGGGGCGGUGCUGGAAUGACGGCAACGUCGUGCUACAAUCGGCGACGCAAGAUGCUGGAACCGGCUCAGCCGUGAGCCGCAACCUCGAUGCCUGGAUGCUGGAUCCUGCACCCAUCUUAGCUGCAACCGGCUAUGGUGAAGGCUACGGCCACCACCGGUUUAUUUUUCUUCUGAGAUUGAUUUGCUGCAAGAUUUUUAGCUGCAACCGUUGCAGUUUUUUGCUACAUCCGGCGAGGAUUUUUGCUACAUCCUUUUUCAUGGUGUAGUUGUAGCCUCGACAGCGACGACGUUGAAUUUUUUUUUGCUACAACCGUGUUUGUUUUUUGCUACAACCAGUGGUUUUUUGGCUACAUACA